ACCUAGAGGAGAAUUAUUUUUUGUUUGUUGUGACUUCAAGCACAACAGGAGUUUCCUGGCAACAGGUGAUCCAAAAGGUUACAGACAAUGGAGGUGGAGAAGGACAUAAAAGACUCUCUUCACAAGUGUGGAAUCAGGAGGGAUGUUGAUGUUGGCCGACUCAAUCUCGCCUCAAAAAAACUCACGGGCGUCCCUGACUUAUCCAGAUUUCACUUUCUGAGGGAGUUGAGGCUGAAUAACAACAAGAUCAGAGAUCUCAGCUGUCGUUCUCUCAACUGCUGCCUGACUGAACUUUACCUCCACAACAACAACAUCAAGUCCAUUUCUGGAACCCUGAAUCAUCUGACGUGCCUCCGGCUUCUUUUCCUCCACAACAACCAGAUCAGGGGCCUGGAGGACACGAUGCACGAGCUCCGGAGGAUGCAGCAGCUCCAAACUGCAACUUUUUUCCUCAAUCCCAUCUCCCAUGAACCAGGCUAUCGACACCAUGUGAUCCACUGCUUGCCUUCUAUCCAGGUUCUAGACAGAAAAGAAGUGAAGUCGGCAGAGAGAAGGAGGUCGUUCCAGAUGUACAACCAGGAGCGUCACCACGUCCUCCAGUCUGUGGCCUUCGGCAGACGGGCACCGUAGUCCACUUAAGCUGACAGGAUGUUUGUUAUUAUCUUGGCGAAUAUUUCUGUCAUUGCACAGUGAAAACGAGUGGUCUACUCAGAAUGUUUUAUGACUGUCACUCUCAACACAUUGCAGUACAUUUUAUGGUCCUGCUCAUAAAGAGGAAUUCCACAUUACCUUAAUUUCAGCUGGUGUUACAAUCCUCCAUAAACUAUGGUCCCCAUUAAGAAUUUGCCUGAUAAUUGUCACAUUUUUAAGAUUUCUUCAGUACCAAACUAAUGCUGUGAUAUUUGCCUGAACAUUCAAGGGUGCACUGCAAACAGCAACUACUUACAGCAACUUUGGCACACUUUACUGGCACCGUUUUUCCAAGAUGGACCUCACAGCUCACUCAACCUGCCAGUGUGCCUCACAGGAUGCUGUAAUUACACAGUUUGGCCACUAGGUCAUGUUGUCUUCAAAGCCCAGUGCUCUUCCUGGGGGCUUGUUCAUAUCAGUUGAAUUUUCAUCAGCAGCAGUGACACCAAUUCCCAUGAUGCCACACUACUUCAGACUACGACUCAUGUUUUGAUUG
Scatophagus argus is the source of this 1186-nucleotide messenger RNA. Its product is annotated as leucine-rich repeat-containing protein 72. Gene Ontology annotation, molecular function: protein binding. The transcript is spliced from 7 exons. Lineage: Eukaryota; Metazoa; Chordata; Actinopteri; Scatophagidae. The coding region runs from base 88 to 630 and encodes 180 amino acids. The record is from RefSeq and is a predicted model, not a curated record.